AUGAACUUUCUGUCUCCCAACGUCGCAUUCUCGUCAAACGCGGCCGACAUCAAUGUCAUCAACGACACCAAAGCCUCCAUUCGCAAGUACUUGUACACCACCGUCCUUCGCAUCAAGGACGUGAGCUCCAACUUGGUUGUGGGGGCGUUGAUUGCCCCCAAGUACGUCUUGAUCACCCCCAGCACGGACGUCGAGCGUAUGAAGCUCGUCAAGCAGACCAAGUACCCCAAGAGCAAACCGUCCACUAAAGCGACGCUAGUCAAGGGCAACCUCGACCCCGUCGUGGCCGCCGCCGGUACCCCGUCCUGGGUGCGCUGA
Messenger RNA from Aphanomyces astaci, 318 nucleotides. RefSeq lists its product as hypothetical. The coding region runs from base 1 to 318 and encodes 105 amino acids. Lineage: Eukaryota; Oomycota; Saprolegniomycetes; Saprolegniales; Verrucalvaceae. The record is from RefSeq and is a predicted model, not a curated record. The transcript has 4 exons.